GGCGUCGGCCGCGAGCCGGCCCCCGCGCCACCCUGCGCUGCGAGGAGGCGCCGCGGCUGCGCUGCGGCACCUGCGUGCUGAAGGACGGCCGGCGGCUGGCGUACCACGAGGAGGGUGAGGGGCUGCCCGUCGUCGCCUUCCACGGCAUGGGCUCCUCGCGGCUGACCUGGCUCGGGCAGCGGCCGCUGCGGAGCGUCUGCCCCGGCGUGCGGCUGAUAGCCGUGGACCGCCCGGGCUACGGGGGGUCCUCCCCGCCGCCGGCCGGGUACAGCUACUCCGCCUUCGCGCGGGACGUGGAGGAGUUGGCGGAGUGGCUCCGGCUCCGGCUGCCGCGCUUCGCGGUCGCGGGGCACUCGUCCGGCGGCCCCUACGCCCUGGCGACGGCGGCCGCUCUGCCGGGGCGGGUGGUUGCGUGCGCGGCGAUCUCCUCGGACGCGCCCUAUUGCCACCCGUUGGCACCUGCGAGCCUCCGGGCCGCCGACUCGUUCGCGGAGUCCGUGGCUGCGAGCCCCCUAGGCUGCUAUGGCCGUGACCUCUUGGGGUUUGUGGAGGACAUGCGGGCGAGUGCCCUGCAGAAGGGCGACCCCGUCAAGGCCCACGCUUGGAAGUGCGGCGUGAGCGGCUGGCUUCUCGACUUCACGCUGGAGAGGCUGCCCUGGUCCUUCGCCGUGGAGGGUAUCGUCCUCGGCCCGCGGCUGACAGUCUGGGUGGGCGGCGAGGACAUCGAAGCCAUAUCCAUCGGGGCCACAUUUCUCCAUCAGCUGGUGCCUGGUGCUCAGCUGCGUGUCGUGGAAGGCGGCGACCACGGCUUCAAGUCCAAGCCAGAGCACUUGGCCAGCAUCCUGCAGGAGUUGAAGGCGCAGUUUGGUGGACAGUAA
Messenger RNA from Prorocentrum cordatum, 878 nucleotides. Lineage: Eukaryota; Dinophyceae; Prorocentrales; Prorocentraceae. The record is from the annotation of a GenBank genome assembly.